Cygnus atratus (black swan) is the source of this 2289-nucleotide messenger RNA. Its product is annotated as nuclear factor 1 B-type. NCBI's taxonomy places the organism in Eukaryota, Metazoa, Chordata, Aves, Anseriformes, Anatidae. The transcript has 8 exons. Gene Ontology annotation, cellular component: nucleus. The record is from RefSeq and is a predicted model, not a curated record. Gene Ontology annotation, molecular function: DNA-binding transcription factor activity, RNA polymerase II-specific; RNA polymerase II cis-regulatory region sequence-specific DNA binding. The coding region runs from base 66 to 1055 and encodes 329 amino acids. Gene Ontology annotation, biological process: regulation of transcription by RNA polymerase II.
UAACCCAGGGAACUGGAGUGAACUUCCCAAUUGGAGAACUUCCAAGCCAGCCAUAUUACCAUGAUAUGAAUUCGGGUGUAAAUCUACAGAGGUCCUUAUCCUCUCCACCAAGCAGCAAAAGGCCCAAAACUAUCUCCAUAGAUGAGAAUAUGGAGCCAAGCCCGACAGGAGACUUUUAUCCCUCUCCAAAUUCACCAGCUGCGGGGAGUCGGACAUGGCAUGAAAGAGAUCAAGAUAUGUCUUCUCCUACAAUGAAGAAACCUGAAAAGCCUUUGUUUAGUCCUACUUCUCCCCAGGAUUCUUCACCAAGACUGAGCACUUUUCCCCAGCAUCACCACCCAGGAAUCCCAGGAGUUGCACAGAGUGAGAUGAAGAAUUUUAGAAGAAACAAGAUGCGAAGUAAUUUUAAUGUUAUUUUAUCUUCUCCAGUCAUCUCAACUAGAACUCCACCUUCACCUUCACCAUUGCCAUUUCCAGCACAAGCUAUUCUCCCUCCUGCCCCGUCUAGCUACUUCUCUCAUCCAACGAUCAGAUAUCCUCCCCACCUGAAUCCUCAGGAUACUCUGAAGAAUUAUGUACCUUCUUACGACCCGUCCAGUCCACAGACUAGCCAGCCUAACAGCAGUGGUCAAGUAGUAGGGAAAGUGCCUGGCCAUUUUACUCCAGUUUUGGCACCCUCUCCCCAUCACAGUGCGGUGCGACCUGUGACCCUGACCAUGACAGAUACUAAACCCAUCACUACAUCCACUGAAGCCUACACAGCCUCAGGCACAUCCCAAGCCAAUCGAUAUGUGGGACUAAGCCCAAGAGACCCAUCCUUCCUACACCAGCAACAGCUGAGGAUUUGUGACUGGACCAUGAAUCAAAACGGCAGGCAUUUAUACCCCAGUGCCAGUGAGGAUACAUUGGGAAUUACUUGGCAAAGUCCUGGUACCUGGGCUAGCUUGGUUCCUUUUCAAGUAUCAAACAGGACACCAAUCCUGCCGACAAAUGUCCCAAAUUAUGGUUUGAACAUAAUUGGAGAGCCUUUCCUUCAAGCAGAAACAAGUAACUGAGGGAAAAAAAAAAUAAAAGAAAAAAUAGAAAAAGGAAAAAAAGGAAGACGGGAUGAGAGAAAAAACUGAAGAAAGAAAAAAAAAUAGACCAGCAAUUGCAGCACUUACAAUCACUAAUUCCCUUAUGGUUAAAACUGAAAUGACACACAAAGGGUCGAUGGUAUUUCACUGAUGGGUAGAAUGCAGCCCCUGCUAAGUAGCCUUUGUUAUAUGAAGUCCGCUGGGAAAUAGAUGUUCUGUCUCUGACAAUAUAUUUUAACUGACUUUCUAGAUGCCUUAAUAUUUGCAUGAUAAGCUAGUUUUAUUGGUUUAGUAUUCUUGUUGUUUACGCAUGGGAUCACUAUUCCUGGUUAUCUCACAAAACAAAGGCUAAGCAGCAGCAACAGAGCUGCAGGAGGACAAGGGCUGUGAGCCAGCCAUUUUCUCAACACUCUGAUUUCUAAAUGUUUUAAAAAUACGCUCUGUAGCCUUUAGUUAUCAGUAUGGAUUUAUUAAACUUUGGCCCUUAACUCAGCCUUUUCUAGUGUGUUACCCAGUUUGAAAUUUUCAAUCAGAAUGAACACACGGGCUCUAUGUAAGAAAUGCCUCUAUGUAGGUAAAAGUGUUAUCUUUUCAUGCAACAGUAAAAAGAAAAUGAAAAAAACAACAACAAAAAAAAACAACCCACACGAACUUUUUCCACUAAAGAAACACUUACAGAGGCAAGUGCAAUUUAAAAAUCAUAUCUAAGGGGUCAUCAUUAUAAGUCCUUCAGCCCUUGGACUCUAAAUUGAGGGGAUUAAAAAAAAAAAAAAUUAAAAAUUGCUUUGAACAAAUUUAUUUUUCCCCUCAGUUUUUGAGGGCAUUAAAAGGCAUUACAUCAAGACAAAUCAUGUCCUUGAGAAAAAGAAAUCAAUGAAAACACAGCACUUAUGUUGGUUUAGCUGCUGCCUCCAUAGAGGGGUAGGAUUUAUUUAUUUAAAGUUACUGGUUGCAUCAAGAACCCAUAGGGUUUAUAUUUUUCUGUAUAAUCUGCAUCAUAGAGACAAAGAGAUAGGCAAAUCCAUGCCACAAGGGCAAAGCUUACUGUUUACAAACUGGUAAUACCAGGAUGGGGAUAAGAUUUUAUUUAAAUAAUGCACUCUUAAAGUCUAGUUACAGGGUGCUGAAAACUUGCAUGGUGCUUUCAGAAGUUAGCCUUGUUCAACAGAUUUCACAUAUUGACAGAAAUAUAAUGUGCAUGGGCAGACAUUUU